ACCUUUCCUCCUUAGCCAACUUGUUUAGAAUAUUUUGAAAACACUAAUAAUCCUGUUCUCUCUUUUGGACGGAGAAUAUUCUUAAUUGUAGAAGGAUUUGGUUGUUAAUAGAAGGUCCUGGUUCGCCAUUGUGAGAUAAUAUUAGAGAAAAGCAGGUUUGCUAAGUAGCGAAAGUGGCCCAGCGCACCAGAGUCUCCAUCUUGAAACUAAGGCACGAUGUCACGUGACUCUCCUGCUAUUUUUUUUUCUUCACCAGAGUCCGGCGGAGAUUCCCACUCGAACACAAAAGCCCCCGUUCGGCUCCGAGUUAUGUCGACUUUAUUCCCAAGCUGAUUACUGCAAGCGUGUUUUAACUACAGCCAUCGAUCGGCUUUGGAAAGUGUGUUCUGGAAGUGAUUUUUACUGCUUUUUGUGGGUUUGAGUGACAGCUGAGUGCCUGGUGACAGCCCACACGGGACGGCAGCCCGCAGAGCCGAACCGAUCCUCAACAUGGCAGGUCUAUCUUUAUACUUUGAAGACGGCCAUGACGAUCUGGAUGAUUUUGGAUUCGAUGACUAUGGUUCAGAGUGUGACAGCAUCCGCAUCACGGCCUUCCUCGAUGCAGGCCAGGACAACUUGACGCCCCUCGGGAGGCUAGAAAAGUACGCCUUCAGUGAGAAUGUCUUCAACAGGCAGAUCGUGGCUCGCGGGCUGCUCGAUGUGCUUCGUGAGUUCAGCGAUAAUGAAAAUGACUUCAUCAGUGUCAUGGAGACAGUUGCUAGAAUGUCCGAAGAUGGAGAGCCGACAGUGCGAGCCGAGCUGAUGGAGCAGGUCCCCAACAUCGCCAUGUUCUUACAUGAGAGUCGGCCCAACUUCCCUGCCGCUUUCUCCAGAUACUUAGUACCUAUCGUGGUACUCUAUCUGACUGAUCCCAACAACCAGGUGAGAAAGACCAGCCAGGCGGCACUGCUGGUGCUGUUGGAGCAAGGCCUCAUCUCAAAGUCCGACAUGGAGACCAAAGUUUGUCCGGUUCUUCUGGAACUCACAGAACCCAGAAGCGAUGAUGAUUACAAGAUUGAAGCGGUUGCUAUCAUGUGCAAAGUGGUGACCAUGCUGAGCAAAGACACAGUGGAGCAGCUCCUACUGCCGCGCUUCUGCGAUUUGUGCAGUGACGCCAGACUCUUUCAAGUGCGGAAGGUUUGCGCGGCCAAUUUUGGAGAGUUCUGUUCAAUUGUGGGUCAGGAAGCCACAGAAAAACUAUUGAUUCCCAAGUUUUUCGAACUGUGCUCGGACAGCCUGUGGGGCAUCAGGAAAGCCUGCGCCGAGUGCUUUAUGAUGGUCUCAAAUUCUACCUCGCCUGAGGUGCGACGUGCAAAGUUGUCUCCGCUCUUCAUCAGCCUCAUCAGUGAUCAGUCCCGAUGGGUGCGGCAGGCUGCUUUUCAGUCUCUGGGCCGUUUCAUCUCCACCUUCGCCAACCCAACCAGUGCAGGCCUCCACUUCAGAGAUGACGGCGGGCUACUGGAUGUUUCUAGGUGCACGUCAGACAGCGAUUGCUCCUUGAACUCCCUCAACUGCGCCGACAUCAGCAGCCGCCGCACUGAGAGGACAAUAGCUCAUACGCCUCCCAACCAAGACGGCCGUGCCACGCCAUCGCCGGAGCACGUGCCAGCUGCCGAGGAGAUGAACUACGAUGACAACAACCAUAGCUUCACUCCCGGAGAGGGGCUGGACAACCCGGUGCACACUGGCAACAACGCCAGGAACGCCAAAGAUGCCACGCAGGCGGACGAGAACUUUAACUCCUUCCACUUUUGGAGGCCGCCGCUACCAGAUAUCAGCGGGGAAUUGGAGUUGCUUAGCUGUCAAAUGGGGGACAUGAUUGAGAAGAAGGAGGAGGAGAGGAAAGAAGAGCAGAAAGAAGAUUUCAGAAGCACUUCCGAUUCUAAAGCCAGUUCGGGUAAGAGUACCAGUCACCAGAUCCAAAUGGUUUUGGACUGUUUGCAGCCACAUAUUGACGACCCCGAUGUCCAAGCUCAAGUUCAGGUUUUGGCAGCGGCUCUGAAGGCUGCUCAGCUCGACAGCCCGUCCGAUGACAGUCCCACGGAAAACCAGCCGGCAGAGCCUUCUGCGGACAGCGACACCGACAGCCCGCUUAUUGAAAGCAAAUCACCGGAGGUUCAGUCUGAGGUUGACGAAACUCUCGCGGAAGAGGAACAAACGACAGAAAGCAUCGAGGAAACUGAAACAUGUCCGGUCCAGGAACAAGGAGAUGAGACAACACAAACGGAACCUUUGGAGGAUCCAGAAGAGACGCCACCUGGCUCCCCGGUUUUGGUAUCAGAACUAAUUGAAAGUGUGGAGGAAGAGGGAAAAGAUGACUCAUUGUGCGAAGAUAAGCCUAAAGUCCAGAAUGUUAUUCCUCAGCAAUUGUUGGAUCAGUACCUCUCCAUGACAGACCCAGCACGAGCUCAGACAGUAGAUACAGAGAUAGCAAAGCACUGUGCCUUCAGCCUGCCAGGUGUUGCGCUCACUCUGGGUCGGCAGAACUGGCACUGCCUCAAAGACACGUACGAAACAUUGGCCACUGAUGUGCAGUGGAAAGUGCGCCGAACGCUGGCAUUCUCCAUCCACGAACUGGCAGUCAUUCUAGGUGACCAGCUAACAGCAGCGGACUUGGUGCCCAUUUUUAACGGCUUCCUCAAAGAUCUGGACGAGGUCCGCAUAGGUGUCCUCAAGCACCUGUACGACUUCCUCAAGUUGCUCCAUGCUGACAAAAGGAGAGAAUAUUUGUACCAGCUGCAAGAGUUCAUGGUGACUGACAACAGUCGCAACUGGAGGUUCCGAUACGAGCUGGCAGAGCAGCUCAUCUUGAUCAUUGAGUUGUACAGCCACUACGACGUCUACGACUACCUCAGGCAGAUCGCACUCACACUUUGCUCAGACAAGGUCUCAGAAGUCAGGUGGAUCUCUUACAAGUUGGUGGUGGAAAUCCUCCAGAAAUUAUACUCGAGUGGUGCCGAUGAUUUAGGCGUGAACUUCAUCAACGAGCUGACCGUCAGGUUCUGCCACUGUCCCAAAUGGGUGGGACGACAAGCUUUUGCCUUCAUCUGUCAGGCGGUGGUAGAGGAGGACUGCAUGCCCAUGGAUCAGUUCAGCCAGCACCUUCUGCCUAGCCUGCUCAGCCUCUCGUCAGACCCGGUGGCCAACGUGCGCGUGUUGGUAGCGAAGGCCCUGCGGCAGAGCGUCAUGGAGAAAGCCUACUUCAAGGAGGCGGGCUGUGCCUCUUCGGAUGAGCUGGAGGAAACGCUGAUGGCGCUCCAAUCAGACAAAGACCGCGACGUACGCUUCUUUGCCAGCCUAGACCCCGGCAAAGGCCUGACCCUGGACACGGCCCCCCUCAUUUAGAAGCCCACCCACUUUCUCAUUACCAGCACAGCUGAGACUGCAGAACACGAGCACACGGCGUUGCGAGGUGUGAUGCUUCACAACAAAAAGCAGUUUUCAGGAAAUGAGCAGGACUCAAUUUUUUUUUUUUUUUUUAAUCCUUCACACAAACCGCAAUCGACUCUCCGAAGCUGUGAGCUAAAAAUCGACCAUGUCUUAAAGGAACAGGCGGCGUCCGCUUCGACUCGUUGACGCUUGCGCUAAACUCAGGGGGACUCGCGCUAGCCCAAACUCCACCUUCAUGCCACCGCCGCUUACACUAACGACGAAAUAUGUGACACCGAUGAUGAAAUACCUCCUAGACGUGACUGGCUUCCUUUUGGUGAGCUCGUAAAAAACUUCCUCAUAAGGGCUGGCGCGCAUGGUAUGCAUGCCCCUCCUUAAAGACCCAGUUUUUGUGUAUAGUCUCCUUUGAGCUGUCAGUGGAUCUGAUCGAGCGCUUGUAUAGUAGCAUAAAAACACACCAUUCCACACCCUUGUGGCGGAAUGGUCCAUUUUUGAAGCGUCGUCCUCCGUUUUGUGUACAGUUUUUAAACCUGUGGACUAAAUAUGUCGUCACAUGACGGAAACAAGGCCAGUGUGAUGAAGGUCUGCCAUCACUUGUAAAUGUUUUUUUAACGAUUACAUACAUUGACUUAACAUGAUUCGAUUGUGCGUACGCCUCGCCGUAAAUGCGGCAUCGACUCAUCUCCUUUGUCCGAGUUUUGUGUUGUUCAUCUCAUUUUUUUUAAUGUAGAACAGUUAAUAUAUACUGUACAUUUUAUCGGAAAUUAUUUUUCUUCUCAAUUAUGCACCACUGUUCAAAGAUUUUAUAUCCUAACUUUACAAGAUUUUCAGACCUUUGUAAUAUUCAAUGGGUUCUUUUAAAAAGACAUUUUAUGUAAUGUUAUUUUUAGUACUCUGUAAAUAAAAUGAUGAAAAUUACA
This is a messenger RNA of Corythoichthys intestinalis (scribbled pipefish), 4349 nucleotides long. RefSeq names its product protein phosphatase 4, regulatory subunit 1-like (gene ppp4r1l). The transcript is spliced from 20 exons. The coding region runs from base 490 to 3384 and encodes 964 amino acids. Gene Ontology annotation, molecular function: protein phosphatase regulator activity; protein binding. Lineage: Eukaryota; Metazoa; Chordata; Actinopteri; Syngnathiformes; Syngnathidae. The record is from RefSeq and is a predicted model, not a curated record. Gene Ontology annotation, biological process: protein dephosphorylation.